AACUUCUCCACUCUCGUCUUUUUCUUCUUCAGCGUCUUCAACAAUGGCAUCCGUCGAUCUCUACAAGUCUAAUGAAACGACUAUCGCCACUACCAACGACAAUCACAUUGACCACGGCUGGCAAAAGGUAUCAUAUCCCAAACGUCAAUUGAAGACCAAGCCCAACGCAAAUCCCCAAAAACCUAUCCUUUCCCUCCCAAACGGGACCAUAACUAACGACGGCACUAACAUUUUUCAUUCCCUCGAGAAGUAGUAUGAGGAUCGUCGUCGUCGGGUUCUCGAAGCUCAAAGAGCUUACAAUGAUGUUGAUGUUAAUAUGAAGGCAAAGCAUAACAGAUCAGACUUCGAUGACGACGAUGGUAAGGAUAGCAGUGAUAUGGAAGGUGUUAAACCUGAAGAGAAGUCGGCAGAGGAGAAGAAGGUGAAGAAAAAGAAACUGAAUAACCCUAAGGUUACGGCUGCAGAGGUCGCAUUGAAGAUUGAUCCCACUGAUCACUCGGCUUAUCUCGCUGAGUUGAAUGGAGAACAACAGGAAAUUCAAAUGCAGAAGUUUACGAAUUUUUAUGGGAAGACGUUUCAAGAAGUGGUAGCCGGACAGUUUCCAUGGAUGAAGAUGUUUAGGGAAAAUAUCAUUAUCAAGCUUGCUGAUGUGCCACUUUCGCAUAUUUAUGAUUUUUGAUUUUUUUUAUAAGACAUCAGCUGAUUGUAUCAACCAACAAUCCCUUGAGGCAAUUGGUUUCUUCAUCCUAUGGUCUUUAGAUAUUAUUCUUGAGGACUUGGUGGCCCAACAAGCAAGUGCUAAGGGCUCCAAAAAAGGUGUGCAACAGACGUCAUCCAAGUUAAAGGUAGCUUCAUUAGCGGGUCUGUUGUU
Messenger RNA from Hibiscus syriacus, 871 nucleotides. RefSeq lists its product as uncharacterized. The record is from RefSeq and is a predicted model, not a curated record. Lineage: Eukaryota; Viridiplantae; Streptophyta; Magnoliopsida; Malvales; Malvaceae. The transcript has 3 exons. Gene Ontology annotation, cellular component: Golgi apparatus; endoplasmic reticulum. Bases 317 to 679 code for a protein of 120 amino acids.